AUGCUCGAUGAGGUCGACGAACAAAAGGAUAGAAUGGCUCUCGCCGCCAUCUAUCAAGCGCUCCCCAAGGAUGUCCUUCUCAUGGUGGCCGAGAAGGAUUCUUCCAAGCUAGCGUGGGAGAUUCUAAAGAUAAUGCAUGUUGGAGUUGAGAGAGUUAAGGAGGCAAAAGUGCAAACCUUGAAGACACAAUUCAAGGCGAUUCGCAUGAAGAACGAUGGAGAUAAUCGAGACACCAAGCCCCGCAAAGAUAAGAGCAUAGUGAAGUGUUAUGCUUAUCAAAAGUAUAAGCACUACGCGUCCGAGUGCCUUAACAAAAGGCCCAAUAAUGAGGCAAACCUCACUAGCUUACAUGAUGAAAAUCCAUCAUUAAUUUUUUCUAAGGAUGUGACGAAUGCUUUGCCCAAAGACGAGGAUACAAACCUCGAAGAGCUCGUGCAAGAAUCGUCCAAGGAGGAACUAGAGGUGGUGUUUCUCAAUGAAGAGAAAGUCAUGGUGAACAUCCUCGCAAAUGGCGAUGAGUAUAAUCACACCAACGUGUGGUACCUUGACAAUGAAGCAAGCAACCAUAUGAAGGGUCAUCGAGAGAAGUUCAAUGAGCUCAAUAAGAAAAUUACCAGAAAUGUGAAGUUUGGAGAUGGAUCACUCGUCGAGAUCAAGGGCCUAGGAUCCAUCUUGUUCGAAUACAAGAAUGGUGAUCAACAUAUAAUGACCAAGGUGGAGAAAUCUUCGAAUCGGUUAUACAAGAUUUCUCUCGAGACUAGGCAACAUGUUUAUCUAUUAACAUCGUUAAUCGAUCCAGCUUGUCUAUGGCACGCGAGACUUUGGAAUGUAAACUUUUAUGUGCUCAAGAUGAUGGGGAGAAGGAGAUGGCUAUAG
Messenger RNA from Impatiens glandulifera, 876 nucleotides. RefSeq lists its product as uncharacterized. The transcript has 3 exons. The record is from RefSeq and is a predicted model, not a curated record. Lineage: Eukaryota; Viridiplantae; Streptophyta; Magnoliopsida; Ericales; Balsaminaceae. Bases 1 to 876 code for a protein of 291 amino acids.